UUAACGCGCAAAGUUACUACCUCCCUCCUUUCCCCCAUUUUUCUCUCUCCUCUUACAGCGUCAGGGAGCUUCAUGGCUCUGCGAGAAGCAGAUUUUGGACGUGAACCAGCCAACAAGUUUUAACUUUAACCCUGUUACUUCUGUCUAGACUGAAGACAUCCAUCUGACUGUUAGUAGCGAGGAGCUUUGGAGAGACUCAUAAGAACCAAGCUAUACACAAAACAUUGGAAGAGUCUCAAAAUUGAGUGAACUUGCACAUGGAUUUAUUGGGUCAAUAAUCAGAAAAGAAAACUGGCCUUGUUCUUGACCACCAAGGUGAUCGUUUGAAGGGGAUUCCUUUAGUCCAGCAAAAGUAGAUCUCUCAAGUCACAACGCCAGCAACCAGAAUGGAGCUUCAGAAGAUGAAUGGACACAGCAGGGAAGAUGGGUUUGAUGGGCUGGAUACCUUGGCUGAACAUGAGGAGUUUCUCCCACAUAAAACUGGUGUCAAGAAAGAAAACCUCUUUACAGAUUUCGAGGGAAAGACUUCAUUUGGCAUGUCCAUUUUUAACCUCAGUAACGCCAUAAUGGGCAGUGGAAUUCUGGGCUUGGCUUUCGCGAUGUCCAACACCGGAAUCAUUCUUUUUCUAAUCCUCUUGUUGUCCAUUGCCAUUCUGUCUGCAUAUUCAAUUCAUCUCCUACUGAAAAGUGCUGGAGUUGUUGGCAUCCGGGCUUAUGAGCAGCUUGGGAAUCGGGCUUUUGGUGCCCCGGGAAAAAUGCUGGCCGCAAUAAUCAUUACAAUACACAACAUUGGAGCAAUGUCCAGCUACCUCUUCAUCGUCAAGUCUGAGCUCCCACUGGUUAUUCAAGCUUUCCUGGGUAAAACUGAAAACACAGGAGAGUGGUUCUUGAAUGGAAACUACUUGAUCAUGAUUGUUAGCAUUCUCAUCAUCCUUCCUCUAGCAAUGAUGAAACAACUUGGUUACUUGGGCUAUACAAGCGGGUUCUCCCUCUCAUGCAUGGUGUUUUUUCUGAUUUCGGUUAUCUACAAGAAAUUCAACAUCCCAUGUCCACUGGAUAAUGAAAAUCAUAACAUGACUCCUAUUGCCGAUUACCGCACUGCCACUAAUGGGACAGAUGACUUCUGUGAGGCCAAACUAUUUACCACGAACUCACAGACAGCGUACACCAUCCCAAUUCUGGCCUUUGCUUUCGUCUGCCACCCAGAAGUGCUACCAAUCUAUACUGAGCUAAGAGAUGCCACCAAGAAACGUAUGCAGGCCGUUGCCAACAUCUCCAUCCUUGCCAUGUUUGUCAUGUACCUGCUAACGGCUCUUUUUGGUUACCUCACUUUUUAUGGUGCUGUGGAGUCAGAGCUGUUACAUACCUACAGUAAAGUGGACACCCUGGAUGUCCUGGUUCUCUGUGUGCGCCUAGCUGUGCUGGUGGCUGUCACUCUCACCGUUCCCGUGGUUCUUUUCCCGAUCCGCAGGGCCUUGCUCCAAAUCUUGUUCCCUGCCAAGCCUUUCAACUGGUUGGUACACAUCGCCAUUGCAUUUUGUCUAAUUUUUGUGGUCAACCUCCUGGUUAUCUUCGUGCCCUCCAUCCGCGACAUCUUUGGUCUCAUUGGAGCCACAUCUGCCCCCAGCCUUAUCUUCAUCCUACCUGGAACCUUCUACGUCCGUAUCGUUCCUGAAGACCAGGAGCCUUUUCUGUCCAGACCCAAGAUUCAGGCUGCAUGCUUUGCUGCACUGGGAUUCAUCUUCAUGAUCAUGAGUUUGUCGUUUAUCAUUAUUGACUGGGUGACUGGCGAGUCUCGAAGUGGAGGCGGGCACUAGUGGUCGUGACUGAACAGAGAUACUACCAACAGAAGGCCAACAAAAGUUCUCCCUGUCAUUAAAUUACCCCAUAAUCUACAGAGUAUUCAUCUAAAGCCUACCAGGAAAGGUUGGCAGGACAAGAUGAAAGAUAAGUCAAGAACCUUCGCCUACAACGAAAAAAUAAGUGUUUUGACAUGAUGGGGCUGACAAAAAGCCCUGUACUGAAGGAGAUGCAUGAGAAUAAAAAUACAUUUGUUUUCUGACGGAAUAAAAUCUCUAUGUCACGCCUCACAGUAAGGAUGUUGUUUGGAGGCAUGUGUAGAAAUGCAAAAGACAGCAAAAGGUUUAAUGGGAACAGCAUGACUCAAAUGGAAAUCCCCUUUUAGAGUAUGGAUAUGUACAGUUCCGUGGAAUAGCUCAGUCAUUGCCAAAAUCCUUCCAGUCCACUUCCUUACCGUCUCAGAUCUCAUAGGACAGAAAUUUGUAUCGGAAGUCGGUUUGCGUACAAAAAACAUUUUAGUUUGUUCCUCCAUCAGUUGCUGUUUGAUAAUACAUUUAGGACUGUAAAAUCUACUGGUGCUGUAUGUCCAAAUUUCCCCGAACUUCAGCUUAAUAUGACCAGAGAGGAUUAGUCUGCAGUUUCACACAACCAUUCCAAUCUACCAAAGUACAAGUUUGAUGACUUUUACAUGAAGUUUUAUUAAUGUUUUUAAUGUGAUAUUUUUUUUGUUAAUCUAUUUUGACACGUAACAUUACUGUUGUAGAGGGGAUCAUCUUCAAAGCUGAGCCUGAGGUGAUCUUUAAUAAAUAAUCCAUCAGAUACGGUGCAAUUUGUGGUGUUCGGCUGCUGUCCAAGGUCAAACAGACAGUUACGGACAAUCACGUGUGAAUCGAUGGCCACAGAGAGGUGGUUUGUACUAGUUUUUAUGAAUUCCUAAAAAAGCCCUUAUUGCAAACCAAAGAAUAUAUUGUGUCACAUUGAAAUUGGUUGUGACACACUUUUUUUAUAUGUUCAGCAAAGGCCAAUUAAAAGUGUUAACAUUUUGUGACUGUUGUAGCAGUCAUAGAAACUGUUCCUAAUGGUUGAAUAAUGACCUAAGGGGUUUAAGUUAAAAUGGAGUGUUUUUUUUUUUUGUCUUAAAAUUUGACUAAAAAAACGUUUUGACUUUGUUAUUCAUCCUGUACAUAUUUUAAAUUAAUUUGAAUGUCUUUAUCUGUCAAUAAAAUAUGUCUUUAAAUUUGUA
Perca flavescens (yellow perch) is the source of this 3043-nucleotide messenger RNA. RefSeq names its product sodium-coupled neutral amino acid transporter 3. The coding region runs from base 387 to 1817 and encodes 476 amino acids. NCBI's taxonomy places the organism in Eukaryota, Metazoa, Chordata, Actinopteri, Perciformes, Percidae. Gene Ontology annotation, biological process: L-histidine transmembrane transport; glycine transport; serine transport. The record is from RefSeq and is a predicted model, not a curated record. Gene Ontology annotation, molecular function: L-glutamine transmembrane transporter activity; glycine transmembrane transporter activity. The transcript is spliced from 17 exons. Gene Ontology annotation, cellular component: plasma membrane.